AUGAAGAAAUUAAUUGAUGAACUGUAUCAUAAUGCUAUUCUUAAACAAGCAAAAAAUGAAAAUAUAACAAUGAAAUAUGUUUUGAAGGGAGCUGGAGGUGUUGGAAAAACAACAACAUUGUAUACCACUGCCUGUGCUGCUCGUGCUGCUGGAUGUCUAGUUAUGUACAUAAAUGCUAAAUAUUUCACUGAUAGUACAGAUUGGAUCAAUGUUAAGGUUAAUCUGUUUGUGCAGCGAUGGCUUGAAUAUACUGAAAACAUUGAUCUAUUAAAGAAGAUUCCAUCAUAUUUGCCAGGUUUCAUUUCAUUGUAUGAUGUUGCAUUGAAAACAGCUAAUGAUAAUACUGGUAAGGCAAUUCAGGCCUUUUCUGCAUUAAUUACAGAUCUUCGUUGUGUUAAACAUAUCCCUGUCAUUAUAUGUAUAGACCAAUAUAAUUCAUUUUUGGUAAAACAUAAAUUAAUCUUGGAAGAAGAUAAACCACCACAGAUUGUACAACAUGAAUAUAAUUCUAUUGCCAAUAUAUUUUCUGAUUGGAAUAAUUUCAACACAUCACAAGGAGCUGUUCUAUAUGCUUUUACAUCUUCAUCUCAUGGUAGCAUACCACAGGAGUUUAUGCGUUUCUUUAAAUAUUGGUCUGAAUAUGGAUCUGAGGGAAUAGAUGUUGUGAAAUUCCAAUAUUUUGAAGAUGCAAAAAGAUAUUAUACAGCAAGAAUACAUAGACUUUUGGAUAAGGAAAGUUUAGUGAGUGAAGUACCUGGAUCUUGGGACAGUUCUGGAAUGGUAAUUCCAGAUGGUUAUUAUUAUAAAUUGUGCUGUCCAGCAGCAGAAUAUUCAAUUCUGACAGCUUUUGAUGACUUUCAUGUAAAAGAAGUUAUAAAAGUAUUGAAAGAAGAUAAUGCUAUGAGUUUGCGUGUACUAGAGCUCUGUGUUCAACACUGCUUUAGAAUGGCAGCAAGGAAUGUAACCCCUAUAGGAUUUCCAUACACAGAUUUAAAAACAAAAUCUAAACUCAAAAAGAUGAUAGUGAUUGUCAAAGUUGUUGUAGUCCAUGAUGAAAUCCCUCAAACUUUACCAAAAUUCAAUCCAGGAACAUUCUAUGUUUGUUGGCAGGGUGCAGCCGUAAUUGACUUUUUCAUAUAUAGCAUUGAUGGCACAAAAAUAUUUUUACAAGUAUUAGAAUUAUGUUAUAUAGAGCACCAUACUAAACUUCCAGAUCUUUUUGUUAAUGGCAAAAAUUCCUUAGGAGAAAAUGAAUAUUAUGUUUACUUGACUACCAAUAAUAGUGGGAUGAAAAAAACAACUGGAACCUAUGUUGAACAAGUCUGCCUGGUUUCUGAUCCAAAUGUUGCACCAAGUUCAUCCAACAACCGAAGAACCAUAAACAGUUUUGUUGACAGAAUAUCAUCCAUUGAACAAAUAGAAAACGAAAAAUCAUUUGCUAAAUUAAUUUUUCAGUGUGGAUUGCCAUUGUCUCUUUCUGAAAUGGAACCAUUAAAAAAUUGGAUUAAAAAAACAAGACCAGCAUUAAAAUUACCAUCAAGAAAAAAAAUUUCUACUACAUUACUUGAUGAAGUGUAUCAAGAUACAAAAAAAGAUGUAGAAAAAUUUAUUAAUGAUGCUAAGUUUAUUUGUCUUAUUUUAAAUCCUGACAAAUCAACAUUGAUGGUCAUUAAUUCAUCAGAAAAUGACAAUGAAACAAAUGCAACAUUCAAUAACAUACCAAUUCAUUCCACUCCCACAAAUACCCCAGUUAGAAUUCUAGGAGUAUGGUUCAAUACUUCUGGCUCACGAAAACACCACAUUUCCUCUUUCAAAAAUACAAUCAACACCUUCAAAUCAUUACUUUACCCCAAAAAAUUAACAGGAGAACAAAUCAAAUAUAUAAUAAAUCAUGUCCUUGCACCUAAACUAGAAUACAG
Molecule: messenger RNA, 1919 nt
Organism: Entrophospora sp. SA101
Lineage: Eukaryota; Fungi; Glomeromycota; Glomeromycetes; Entrophosporales; Entrophosporaceae
Source: the annotation of a GenBank genome assembly